Messenger RNA from Oncorhynchus nerka (sockeye salmon), 750 nucleotides. Its product is annotated as sister chromatid cohesion protein PDS5 homolog A-like. The record is from RefSeq and is a predicted model, not a curated record. NCBI's taxonomy places the organism in Eukaryota, Metazoa, Chordata, Actinopteri, Salmoniformes, Salmonidae. The coding region runs from base 1 to 744 and encodes 247 amino acids. Gene Ontology annotation, biological process: DNA repair; mitotic sister chromatid cohesion. The transcript is spliced from 6 exons. Gene Ontology annotation, cellular component: chromatin; nucleus.
AUGGUGGUGAAGACCUACAUGGACAUGGACCAGGACAGCGAGGAGGAGAAGCAGCAGUAUCUGAACCUGGCUCUCCAUCUGGCCUCAGAGUUCUUCCUGAGGAACCCCAACAAGGACGUGCGUCUCCUGGUGGCCUGCUGCCUGGCUGACAUCUUCAGGAUCUACGCCCCUGAGGCCCCUUACACCUCACACGACAAACUGAAGGACAUCUUCCUGUUCAUCACCAGACAGCUGAAAGGACUGGAAGACACCAAGAGCCCACAGUUCAAUAGAUACUUCUACCUGCUGGAGAACCUGGCGUGGGUAAAGUCCUACAACAUCUGCUUUGAGCUGGAGGACUGCAACGACAUCUUCAUCCAGCUCUUCAAGACGCUCUUCUCUGUCAUCAAUAACAGUCACAAUCAGAAGGUCCAGAUGCACAUGUUGGAUCUGAUGAGUUCUAUAAUAAUGGAGGGAGACGGAGUCACACAGGAACUACUGGACACCAUCCUCAUCAACCUGAUACCUGCUCACAAGAACCUGAAUAAGCAGGCGUACGACUUGGCCAAGACUCUGCUGAAGAGGACCGUUCAGACCAUAGAAACAUGUAUCGCAAACUUCUUUAACCAGGUGCUGGUGAUGGGCAAGUCUUCAGUCAGUGAUCUGUCAGAACACGUGUUUGAUCUGAUCCAGGAGCUGUUCUCCAUCGACCCUCUGCUGCUCACGUCCGUCAUGCCCCAGCUAGAGUUCAAACUCAAGGUAUAGGACCCA